GCACCAGGCUCACAAGAGGCUUGGACAGCCGGGACGGCUGGGGAUGCCCAGGCUUCUCGGAGCGCAUCGCAGCACAGCCCGUACUCACAUCCCUUCCCACUGUCAGGUAGCUCUGCCGCUGUCCUGAACCGGACCUCACUUCCGCAAAGCCCCAAGGGUCGAACUUCACCAUGGCUCCUGGGGAGAAGAUCAAAGCUAAAAUCAAAAAGAACUUGACUGUCACAGGUCCUCAGGCUCCCUCAAUAAAGGAGCUGAUGAAAUGGUACUGUCUGAACACCAAUACUCACGGCUGCCGGCGGAUUGUAGUGUCCCGGGGCCGUCUCCGCAGGCUUAUUUGGAUCUUGUUAACGCUCAGCGCCGUGGGGCUUAUUUUGUGGCAGUGCGCCCUGCUCGUCCUCUCCUUCUACACUGUCUCUGUCUCCAUCAAGGUCCAUUUUCAGAAGCUCGAGUUCCCGGCUGUGACCAUCUGUAACAUCAAUCCUUACAAGUACAGUGCUUUGAAAGAACUUCUGGCUGGCUUGGACCAAGAGACCAAAAAUGCCUUGAGGAAUUUAUAUGGACUUUCUAAUAUCAAAUCUCGGAAGCGGCGGGAGGCUAAUUCCUCACAAUCAUCUGAGGGAGACAGCCAUUCAAAGUUCUUGAACAUCCUGCCACUUGUAGUCUUUGAGCCAGAUGAUACAACCAAGGAAGCCACUGACCUCCUGACUGGAAGAAAGCGGAAAGUCAGUGGUACCAUUGUCCACAAGGCAUCAGAUGUUAUGCAUGUACAGGAGACCAAGAAAACUGUGGGCUUCCAGAUGUGUGAAAAAAAUGGCACCAGUGAUGACUGUGCAACUUAUACCUUCAAUUCUGGGGUCAAUGCCAUUCGGGAAUGGUACAAGCUGCACUACAUGAAUAUCAUGGCGCAAGUGCCCCUGGAGAAGAAAAUCAACAUGAGCUACUCUGCAGAGGAAUUGCUAGUGACCUGCUUCUUUGACGGGGUUUCUUGUGAUGCCAGGAACUUCACUCUUUUUCACCAUCCAAUGUAUGGGAAUUGUUAUACCUUCAAUGGAGACAUCAAUAAGACUGCCCUCAAUACUUCCAUGGGAGGCAGUGAAUAUGGACUGCAGGUCAUUCUUUACAUAGAUGAAGAAGAAUAUAAUCCCUUCUUGAUAUCAUCAACUGGGGCUAAGGUUGUUAUCCACAGGCGAGAUGAAUAUCCUUUUAUUGAAGACAUAGGAACAGAGAUUGAGACAGCUAUGGCCACUUCAAUAGGAAUGCACCUGACGGAGUCCUUCAAGCUGAGUGAGCCGUAUAGUCAGUGCACCAAGGAUGGCAGGGACGUGCCUGUUGAGAGUAUCUACAACGCCACCUACUCCCUCCAGAUAUGUCUUCACUCCUGCUUCCAGAGGCAUAUGUCCGAAAAAUGCCAUUGCGCCCAGUAUAGUCAACCUGCACCAAAAAAUGUCUCCUACUGCAAUUACCAGAAACACCCCAACUGGAUGUACUGCUACUAUAAGCUGCACCAGGCAUUUGUCCAAGAAGAGCUGGGCUGCCAGGCCAUCUGCCGGGAACCUUGCAAAUUUAAAGAAUGGUCUUUGACCACCAGUCUGGCUCAGUGGCCAUCUGACAUUUCAGAGAAGUGGAUGCUGGAUGUUCUCACAUGGGAUAAAGGCCAAAAAGAAAACAAAAGGCUAAAUAAGACAGAUCUAGCCAAACUCUUGAUUUUCUACAAGGAUCUGAACCAGAGAUCCAUCAUAGAGAGUCCAGCCAACAGUAUUGAGAUACUGUUGUCCAACUUUGGGGGGCAGCUGGGGCUCUGGAUGAGCUGCUCCGUGGUCUGUGUCCUUGAAAUCAUUGAGGUUUUCUUCGUUGAUUCCCUAUCCAUCAUUACCCGACGCUGUUGGCAGAAGAUCAAGAAGCGGUGGGCCCAACGGAACACUCAGCAGGGCCAGUCAUCCUCUGGGAACCUUGAGGACCUCGCUGGCUGUGAUAAUCCAGCCUGUGUUCUUGAUGAUGAUUUACCUACCUUCAAUACAGCUCUGAGAUUACCGCAAGCCCCAGGGACCCAUGUGCCUGGGACCCCACCGCCCAAGUACAACACUCUGCGCAUUGAAAGGGCCUUUUCCAACCAACUUGAAGAUACCCAAGACUCAGAAAAUGCCUGAGGUUGAGGGACUUUUUCCUUCUGCUAAGACCAAGGUGGAGUCAGUUCUUGUCUGUGGGCAGCUGGUUGGCGUCUUCCAUGGACACUGCACUUCUAAUUAGGGCCAGACCCUCCCUGCUGCUAGUCUGAGGCUCUAAUUCUGCCCCUGGAGCCUGCCUAGCAGACACAGCCAGGAACAAAACCUCUGAACCUGAGAGAAAUGCUAUUGCCCAUUUUUCUGAAAUGUUGAUUAAGACUCAUUUUUGAAAUGUACCAAUGGGCCCCAGCCAAAGGCUAAUAGCUACCCAGACAGAGUUGUCUCACCAACCCAUUGCUACUGACAGAUGCCUCAUUUCUCUCAUGGCUGAGAUGAAGGAGGGAUCCAGAAUCAGAGCUUCCAUAUCUUUGGGGAUUUUUUUCUAAAAGGCAAAUUUAGCCUUGAUUAUAGGGAGAAACCUUCACACAAGUGGAGCACACUGCCUUGGGCAGUUGUAGAUUCUCCCUCAAGCAAAUGCUAGAUGACCAUUUGGGUACAGUGGAAAGGGAGUCCUUUUUUCAGAUAAAGAUUGGACUAGGUCAUCAUUGAGGUCCAUUUGAAUCAUGAAAUUCUGCAAGGCAGGAACCAAGGAAGUGUUCUGUAAGAACUUUGCAAACGAGAGGCAAGGAAGCAUGAUCUAAAAAUCAUAGCACUGAUAUGGCUGCAGAACUGAGGUAAGCAGGCUAGCCAGAAAAGGGCUCAGCCCCACUUACUCUCGAUUGAGUAUCACUAGGGCAAAAAAAGAGGUUUUUCUCUCAUGGUCAGACUGACUGUGUAGGAUAUUGCACCCUGGGAACCUCAAUAGUGUAGAAAGGUGUUCCUGGUCUUUGACUGAUGCUGCUUUUUAAAUGAGUUAUUUAAAACUGUGUGGCUUGGAAAGUCUGUCCAAAUGAGAGAUCUAUUUUUGAAUAAACUUUGUUUGUUUUUUUAA
Molecule: messenger RNA, 3093 nt
Organism: Antechinus flavipes (yellow-footed antechinus)
Lineage: Eukaryota; Metazoa; Chordata; Mammalia; Dasyuromorphia; Dasyuridae
Gene: SCNN1G
Product: sodium channel epithelial 1 subunit gamma
Exons: 13
Coding region: 171-2147 (658 amino acids)
Biological process (GO): sodium ion transmembrane transport
Cellular component (GO): membrane
Molecular function (GO): ligand-gated sodium channel activity
Source: RefSeq, a predicted model, not a curated record